This is a messenger RNA of Ectocarpus siliculosus, 4311 nucleotides long. NCBI's taxonomy places the organism in Eukaryota, Phaeophyceae, Ectocarpales, Ectocarpaceae. The record is from the annotation of a GenBank genome assembly.
AUGCUACGGGCGGAGAGCCCCACAGACUUGGCCGUGCUCCUGUUGCACCACGUGGCCAAGGAGGAGUUCAUCGCGAUUGGACUUCAACCUGCCAACCAGUGCGCAAAGAAGAGGGCAGUACGCUGUUUCGGGAAAGGGCAGCUGGCGAAGGACUGCUCCAGGCGGACCAGCGCUCGCCUCGGCCAGGCCCUCGGCGGCCAGGACCUGAACGACCACGGCGCGGCGGCGGUGCUGGUGAUCGCCGUGGUUCUGUCUCUCCUGCUGGGGUCCGCCGCCGGAUCCCUCCGCGGCAAGAAGUCGAGCAAGAAGCAGGAGGAAAAGGAGGGCGGCCGCGUUGCUGCUGAUUCUGCUACUGCAAGCGAGCCCGGCAUCACCCCCGGGGUACAGGAGACCGCCGUCGCCGGCAGCACGGCUGGUACUUCUGACGGUGAUUAUGAGGAUGCCGAUCCCGCUCUUUCUGCCGGAGGGGCUCCUUCGCCUGCCGCCGCUCCUGCAGCUGCCGUGGUGACCACCUCAACCGCUACUGGUGGCGCGGGGUCUUCUCCCUCCUCGCCUGUGGAUCCACCUGCUCCCGCCGCCAGCAACCCCGUUGAACUGCAGCCCAGCCUCGACCAGCCUGUUGACGAAGCGCCAUCACCAGCAACAGAAGCCCUCCCCGACGCCCAAGCCUCCAGUGGGCCAGACUCGCUGCUUGGGUCGGAGGUGGUCGCCGCUGACCCAGAAACGGCGGCCUCGUGCGGUGAUGACUCUGCUCCGCGGGGGGGGGUGCCUACCUCCGACGAGGACGUGGCGGCGGCCAUGGCCGACGCCGACAAGGCGCUGUCCAGCGCCGCCGUGAUCAUGGAGCAGAGCGCCAACGCCGCGGCCGCCGCUACCGCCGCUGUGGGCACCCCGUUCGCCAGCGGCGGCCCUGAUGGAGGAGGGAGCGUGGCUGCGUUGCGUGGGCCGGACGCGGGCUUGGAGAAGAAGGAUGCUGCUGCUGCUGGUGUUCCUGAUAGUGGGAAGGAUGCCGCUACUGCUGCUGCUGAUAGUGACACCCCAGGCCCUUCGCACGAGCAGCUGCGGACCGUGGGUCGUGUGGAGAACGGAAAGGAGGAGCCCGUGGUGGCCACCGACGCCGCUACCACCGUGGACAAGAAGGGCAAGGGGAAGGCACCCUCCACUGGAGAGGAGCCAAGCGGAGGGGCGAGCGGCGAGGAGGGGUCGCUGCUGACGGUCACGGUGCCGGUGAUUACGGCAACGCCGACGCCUUCGACGCCCGUGCCGCCGGAAACGGAGACUGCCGUUCCUUCGGGCGAUGUCGCCGAGACCACCCCUGCAGCGGCGGCGACGGCGGAUACCGCCGAGGAGAAGCCGAGCGAAGCGGCCAACGGCGAGACGGCGUCGCUCUCGACGGACACCGCGGUGCCCGUGGCGAUUCCGGCGACGCCGACUCCGUCCACCCCCGUGCCGGCGGAAGAGGAUGCGGCAGCCGAUGUCGCCGCCGAGACCACCCCUGGCGCGGCGGUGGUGGCAGCGGUAGCGUCAGCAGAAGGCGCAGAGGCGGACUGCGACAAACAGGACGUCGACGCGGAGGCGGCGGUAACAGAGGAGGUUGUUGCCGUGCCAGAAGAGGCAGUGUCCGAGCCGGUCCUCGAAACCGCUCCGUCCUCGACGGCAGCACCCGACUCCGACGUGCAGGCCGCCACCGCUGCUUCUCCGACCGUGCCGGAGUCUAGCCCACCUUCCAUGCCGACGGAACCGGAAUCGUUGGAGACAGCGGUGGAGAGGGACGCAACUGUGGCCGAGACGGAAGCGGCGGCGGCGGUGGUGGAAACGGAGAUCGGGGCGUCAUCUAAGACCGAAACACAGAUCUCUGCGGGCGUUGCUGCGGAAGUCCUCCCUGCUGCUGCGGGGGGUUCGACGGCGGCGAGCCUGCUGGAGUUGGAGGAAAAGGACGAAGAGAAGGACGGGGACGAGGAGGAGGAGGAGGAGGAGGAGGAGGAGGAGGACAUGAGCGUUGUGCAGCUGUACGUCGAGAAGCAACAAGACGAGCGUGACUUUGGUGCGAGGGACAUGAAGCAGGAGGAAGAGGAGCCAGGGUUUUCGACCAGCGGAGGCGUCGUCCCCCCCCUGGAAGUCUUCCCCGGAUCCACGUCGUCGGGCCCGGCGUCCGCCGAACACAGGACGGGUUCCCUGGACGUCUCUCCCGCAAGAUCCACCACGAAGCUUAACAAGCACCUGUCGGCCUCGAGCUUCUUCCGACGAAGGAGCAACUCCAAGGCCACGAGCGCCGAAGCUGCUGCUGCUGCUGCUGCCGGCGGCGAAGAAUCCGAGGAUGCCCACGGGAAGACCAAGAAGCUCAAGGACAUGAUGCGCAUGAAGAGCUUCCGGCGCAGCUCGAGGGGAAAGUCUUCGUCCAACAGCCCCAACAAACCCAAGUGACCAACAAAGAGGGGAAACGUAAAAUCAGGUUCUACUUGCCAAGAAAUGGCCGAUUCCAGACCUCGGGGGUGACUCUGGUCCACGAGUCGGCGUGCAGUCGAGAAUCCUGCGCUAUGGUCACGCUGUGAUUUUUUUGGAGUGUUUUGGAUUCGUUUUCAUGUGUAUCCAUCCCGCCGUUGAAAACGAGGCGGUGAUGAACUCUACGCUAUCGUCAAGAGGGGCCGGGGAGGCGGGGCACUACAAGAUCAUGGUCGCCUCUUUAUCUAAGAAUGUAUUCUAGAUAGAAGCCCUCAUGUCAGUGCAACGCCGCGAAGGGGGACUUGGGGGAAGUGUGCGGCGCAAGACGGACGUAAGGUCUGUCGUGCUGCGGUGGAGUAUGCAUACCUGAUCUUUGAGUCGGGCCGACUUUUGUGCAAACUGGGCAGUUGGGGGCAAUUGGGAAUAUCUAACUUGAUUAAGAAUUGUUUUGUUGUGGUUGAAAUUCACGUGGAAAACCGUGUUUGUUCUGCGCGCGUGGUUCGGGGGGGGGGGGGGAGGGAUGCACGCGCCGGACGUUCUUCUUGCGAUUUGGGCGGGACGGGUGGGUCGCAGCUGUGUCUCAGCUGGAGUAGUCUGACGGUACUUGUUGCACCACGCCCGAUGUCAGUAUGUCAAUUGCUUGUUCCAAGUAGUGUCAGCUCGACUGCUCUGCUGUCUGGCUUGAUGGCUACAUGGACCAGCGAUUUUCAUGGUAUUGUCGUUCUUUUCUCAUCCUUGAGAGAGAGCUUUUGGUUCUCUUGUUUUUUGCCGCCCCCUUUUCGGUUGUAAUUUACCUGCUCUACCCGUUGUUGGUGUUGUCGGUUUUUAAGGUGAAUUUGAAUUUGGCUACGUGUUUCCCUGCGUAUCGAUCGUCCAUGUAUUGUUCUCAGGGGGUAGCUGGGCGGUGCCAUACCGCGCGGCGUGUGCAUAGAAGCAGUGGACAAGAGCCUACCCCCUGCGAAUUCCCGCAACCAACCUUAACCUUGUACGUAAGGAUAGCGUAUGUAUGUUGUCGCGCGAUUCGUUCUUUGUUGCACGUUCUUGGUGUUGUUGUUGGUGUUGAUGAGUUUGCCUACACAUAUCGCCAGCGGUAGUAGUUUGUUGGGCGUUUUUCGCGUUUGUUUUGUUCCUAUUUCUCGUUGCGAGGUUGCUCUGUCCUCCAAUACUCAAGACGAGUGUUGUGUUGUCUUGAAAGUAGUACGAUCGCUCGCGCGUUAAAUACGGGCUAAGUUAAAGUUUUCUAAAGUUGGUUUUACGAUGGGGUUUUGAGUGUAGCCGCGGGCAGGGUGUCUUUGGCUUCGCUAGAAAAAAGAAGGUGGGUGCCUAGCAUUCAUUCGCCGCUGAUGGGUGGAUAUUGGCCGGCGGAGUGUAAAUGGAAACGCCUUGCUUAUCCUUCCGCGCUUCUUUGUUUCAUGGAUGGCUCAUCGACGGCAAUAGAGUAGCGUAGGCUGCACCGAAGUACAACCCCCAGCUUUUCGUUCUGUGCCACACCCAUUGUACGUGGCCAACAAGCAGGGUGUUUAUUGUUGCAGCCCAGAAUUUGGGCGAAGGUGUAGGAGUAGGCAGAGACAGGUUGAUGGCCUCGUCUUCUGUUUUUUUUCGGGUUUGGCAACGGCAAGAUGUACACGGUGGUACGUUGUACGCAUUCAGAGUUCUCUUUUCAAUGCGGGCAAGGACUACAGAGUGUUCUUCUACCCGGAAGGCCUCGUCCUGUGGUGUGUGUGUGGUGCAGAAAAGGGACCGACGCUUGGCCAACGAAAUGCGUUGGGGGGGUUGACGGACAAGGACCGGACACAAAACGCCGGGCGUGCUUGCAUGCGUGUGUGGUCGCGUUUGUUCCGGUGUUUGUUUAAACUGCUGUUCGAAUCG